This is a messenger RNA of Anguilla anguilla (European eel), 4565 nucleotides long. It is a transcript of the gene pxk, whose product is annotated as PX domain containing serine/threonine kinase. The record is from RefSeq and is a predicted model, not a curated record. The transcript is spliced from 18 exons. Gene Ontology annotation, cellular component: early endosome; extrinsic component of endosome membrane; late endosome. Gene Ontology annotation, biological process: endosome to lysosome transport; protein targeting to lysosome; early endosome to late endosome transport. The coding region runs from base 258 to 1967 and encodes 569 amino acids. Lineage: Eukaryota; Metazoa; Chordata; Actinopteri; Anguilliformes; Anguillidae. Gene Ontology annotation, molecular function: phosphatidylinositol binding; protein kinase activity; ATP binding.
AACACACACCUACCUCAAAACAGACUGACAGGCACUUGUUCUAGCAGGAGUGAGCUGUAGCUGGAUAGCUAGCUACCACGACACAAGGGCAGCACAGGAAACUAUACUAGCUCAUCCGCCCGUUCACCCACUGACAAGUCAGAUCACAAAGCUCAUUCCGUCACUGGAUGUUUCUGUAGUAAUACAGGAUAUUUCACAACACCGGCGUUAGUCGGUAAGACUGUUGUUAAUCAUCGUUUCCCAACGUGAACGCCGGAAUGGCGUUCAUGGAGAAGCCGUCUGCGGGAAAGAUCCUGCUGGACGACACCGUGGCGCUGACAGCUGUAAUCGAAGCGAGUCAGAACCUUCACUCCCACACAGAAUACAUUAUUCGAGUUCAGAGGGGUGUUUCUCCUGAGAACAGUUGGCAGGUCAUAAGAAGAUACAGUGACUUUGACAUGCUGAACAAUAGUUUACUGAUCUCUGGCCUCAAUAUGCCCCUUCCGCCCAAAAAGCUGAUUGGAAACAUGGACAGAGAGUUCAUUGCAGAGAGGCAGAAGGGCCUGCAAACCUAUCUGAACUUCAUCACGACGCACCACAUUCUCUCCAGCUCUGAGCUUGUCAAGAAGUUCCUGGAUACCAAUAACUACUCCUCUAACUACACAGAAAUUGCCCUGCAGCAAGUUUCCAUGUUCUUCAGGUCUGACCCCAAGUGGGAAGUGGUGGAGCCACUGAAGGAUAUUGGGUGGAGAUUACGAAAGAAAUACUUUCUAAUCAAAAACAAAGAUCAGCCCAAGGAGCGCCAAGUCUUAAGCUGGGUUGACCUGGGUCCUGAUAAGUUCCUGUCAGACAAAGACCUACAGUCUGCGAUGAAGCUCCUCCCCACAGUAUCAAACUCUUACAUUUUCCCAGUCACCUUUGCCACUACCAGCGAGUCGUCUGCACUAGUGAUCCGAACAUACAAUGAAAAAGGGACUCUUAGAGAUCACAUAUGCAAGGUGAAACCAAAAGAACCUUUCUUGAAAAAGUAUUGCAACCCCAAGAAGAUCCAAGGCCUGGAGCUCCAGCAGAUCAGAACUUACGGGAGGCAGAUCUUGGAGAUCCUAAAAUUUCUGCAUGAUAAAGGAUUCCCGUACGGACACCUCCACGCGUCCAACGUCGUGCUGGAGGAUGACACGUGCAGACUGCUGGACAUAGAAAACUCUCUGCUUGGGCUGCCGUCCUACUACAGACCCUAUGUAGCACAGUUCAGGAAAAUCAAUACCACAGAGAGCAUCGAUGUGUAUUCCUUCGGACACCUGCUGUAUGAAAUGGCGUAUGGGAGACCUCCGGAUUCGGUGCCAGUUGAUCAGUACCCUCCUGCUCCGUCCCCAUCUGUGGUGAUGGUGCUGCAGUCUAUCCUGUCCACUGAGGCUUGUAAAGGUGGGAUGCCCACCGUUGCCCAACUCUUGCAGACACCACUGUUUAGCGAUGUGAUGUUGUGUAACUCAGAGAAGCUACAGUUUAAGAUCACCACCAAAUUAAAGGAUGCCCUGAAAACUGCCAAAGAGUGCUUGGAGAAACGGCUGCAAGAGGAGCAGAAAAUGAUCCACCAGCACAGGCGACUGACUCGAGCUCAGUCUCACCAUGGCUCAGAAGAGGAAAAAAAGAGGAGGAAGAUCCUGGCCAGAAAGAAAAACAGGCAGUCAGCUUACGAAAAUGAAGAAGACCUUUCUGCAAAAUAUAACAACAAUUCUGGUUCAGGAGCCAGCUCCCCCCCAACGUCCCCCUCCUCCCCCACCCCUCCUCCCACCACAGGGAACCCGCCGCCGCCGCCUCCGCCCCCUCCCCCUCCACCACCACCGUGUGAGCCGGCCCAGACCCCGUCACCCCCCUUGCCCUCUGUGAAUGGCGUGGGCCGAGGCGCUUUGCUCAGUUCAAUCCAAUCCUUCAGCAAAGGGAAGCUUAAGAAGGCAGAGACCAACGACCGCAGCAUCCUCCACUUGUGAGGGACACGUUACAUUGAAUUACAUUACAUGACAUUAAGCAGAUGCCCUCAUCCAGAGCGACUUACACGGCUUGCAUUUCACACACAGUCCAUUUAAACAACUGGAUAUUUACUGAAAAAAUUUUGCUUAAGUACCUUGCUCAAGGCUACAACUAGCACUACCCCAGCUGGGAAUCAAACCUUCAGCCUGAGUUGCAAGUCCCAAACCUUUUACUUGAAUUACAAGUUCUGUUUCCUAACCAUUGUACUAUAUUGCUGCCCUGCACAUUUAUACACUGCUCCUGGGGUAGGGUUUACGCAGUGAUGGCUUUUUCUCCCUUUUAUUUUAAUGCCUUAUUUUUGUUAUUUGUGUUUUUUAGUGCAGUCCCUUUGGUUUUGGUUUGCUGAAGAGUGCUGCUUUGGUUGUUUCCCCUCUGACUAAUCAUGCAUUGUUCUCACUGGCUACAUUUAAGUGCACCAGGCCUGUGUCAUCUUGGUUCAGAGCUGCUCAUUUAUUAGCAUUUUCUACUUUGUUAGGACAUCUAUUUCUUACUACAUCAGAGGUCAGCUUCUUACAGUGCUCCAGAAAGACCAGUUAUUAAUACAGUGCCACAGAGAAAUGCUCGCAGGUUUACAUUUUGUGUUGUAGUUGAGGGUGUUGUUCUUUCCUUUACGAGUGCAUGCUAUUUGCAAUAAUGGAAGCCUUGUUUAGAAUUCCCAUGAAGCUGGUAGCCUACAAACGACAUGUAAAUUGUAUUGUGGUGACUUAUUCAUUUUGAAUCUUAUUUGUUUGAGGAAACCAAGGGGGAUGUUCGAUAGUUAGUCACAGCAAUACAGUGAAGGAGGUUUCCUGGCUGUGUAUGACUACGUUUAGCUCCACAGUACAUUGUUAGCCCAGUGCCCAGUCCUAACAGUUCCAGCCCCAACAUGCUGGCUGCUUUUUCAAUGAGAGCCUCCACACCAAGCUCCUCAUUGUCACACAGUUUGGGGAUGUGCCAGUAUUCAUGAAAACAAAGACUUUGGAAUCCCCGUUUGCUGCACACUUGAGUUAUGAGUGGCCCGUGUGUGCCACGGUCCACAGUGAACAAAAAGAAUAACCCCAAAUUCCUGAUUCCACAAUAUCAGAGUACACACAGGAACAUCUGAACAGCCUGGUUUUGGCAGUGAGAUGAGGGAGACUGGAACGAGUGCAGGCCAGCCUGGCUCGAGUCCUCAAAAUAGCCCGUCAGGAUAAGGUUAGAGGUGUGCUAAUGUACAAUACAUGGGACAAACCUGGCGUUGUUGAUUAAUAGCCAGCCAGGCCACUGUAAACCCAUCAUUACAUGUUCCCACCUGAGCUCAUCAGGUAUUUCAUGGAAGUAUUUAAUGAGUGUCUCAGAUUUUGAGGUAGAGGAGAUUCUGACCGUAGCAUCGCACAUUGGUUUUCAUACAUUUGAUUUCUGUGUAGUCCAACGAGCAAACAUUUUGACAUUUAUACUAGUAACUAUGCUUAAAAUGGCCAUCUAGGUCUGCAUUAUCGAGCAGUAAGCAGUAAUUCAUCUUUAAUGAAGUAUUUUACCCAAAAUACCCACACAUACUGCUUGUGUGUGCAGUUUUUUGUACUGAACAAUCGAGCACAAAGUCAUUGGCACUUACAAAGACUAGUAAUGAUUGCUUGCUACAUAUACUGUAACUAAAUACUCUCCUUAUUUUUAUCCCUCUGUAUCUAUUAUUGCCUGUUGAAUAUGCUGGCCUUUAAAAGUGUAAUUUAUUUUCAAAUAGAAAAAGUAAUAAUGCAUUUUGAUUCUUUGGAGAAUCUAUUUGCUGCAGUGCCACAUCUACCUUAGUGCCUAAGAUAUUUUUUCUAAAGCAUCUUUAAUGUAAUUGUUGGCUGUAAAGAUCCUAUUUAGACCAUUCGGUAAAAUGCAGUUAAGAAACAAAGAAAAUUCUGUGUAAUUACUGUGCAGAGCAAAAAAGGGCAAGUAUGCAUUUCUCUCUAGCACCAUCUUGCCAUUAGAGAGAGGAGGACCAGCCCUAAAACUAAUAUACGGUGUCAGGUCAUAACACAGAGAACCUGUGUGCAGACAGGCUUUUUAUGAAUAUGGACUCUGCAUAAAAUCGGUGAAAAGUAACUAGAUGCUGAUUUCCUUCAUUAGUUUUUUUUCCCAUGACCACACCGCGGAAAAUGCUGAAAACAAACAUUAUGGCCCCCAUACAGGAUUUAAAAAGGUCUAGAUAAUUGUAUAUUGGUUUUCUGAAAUGUGCCAUCAUCUUAUAUUGUUUAAUGAUCCCGGUGGGUACCAGAUGGAUCUUCUUAUCUGGUUUUUGAUUAUGUUAUACUGGGGGGGAAAUGCAGGUUAUGUGUGCUUUUGUGGUUUCAAAAAUCAUUUUGCAAUCAUUUUUUUAAAUCAGGGCAUUUGCACAGUUCAGCUUUGGAAGCUUAGUUUAUCUCUGCCUUCUGUGAUCACUUUGUUUUGAUGAGCAAGUUGUUUGAAACCUAGUGUGAUUUGAGUAAAGGGUUACGAUUGCUCUUUGAACCAAAUAUCUCAUAGUUUCAGAAGCUCAUCUAUGUUGCUUAAAUACUCUAAAUCUCACUCUCACACAGCAGUGUCUAAGUAGAGUACAUCAGUCAGUGCUUUAA